AUGUCUCGUAACACAGCUGUGGCAGAUUUGAAUAACCGUAGCCACCCACAAGCACCAGAGGCGAUACUCGUUGAAAUGAGCCCAGUCACAACGCUUGGUCAAGAAAAUGGUGAAGUCGGUUGCAACAGCAGGCUAAAGCUUGGCGGUCACGCUAGGGUCAUCCAUCUUGCGCAAUCAAAGGCAUUCAAGUAUCUUACUUUGCCAUGCGGCGGCCAGCUGAGUUUUUUUGAUGCAUUAGGAGAGAAAUGUCGCAAGGUCCAGACUGUCGGUAUCCAGUCGAGGAGAUGGGGUCUCGACUUGUUUACUUUCAAGAAACUGCUCUCGGUAUAUAGUGGGAGCUUUGCCAAUUGA
Messenger RNA from Histoplasma mississippiense, 351 nucleotides. RefSeq lists its product with no specific name. Lineage: Eukaryota; Fungi; Ascomycota; Eurotiomycetes; Onygenales; Ajellomycetaceae. The record is from RefSeq and is a predicted model, not a curated record. The transcript is spliced from 5 exons. Bases 1 to 351 code for a protein of 116 amino acids.